GAUACAUGUUAAAUUUCCCUUCACUCUGCAGUAUAAACAUUCUCAUCAUCAUCAUCAUGAAUCUGAAAAUACAUUGAAAAAUUGCCAUUGAAAACUUUAGAUUAAUCUGAUGAUUUGAGGUGCUGCAGAACAGAAGAGUUGAUGACAAGAUGGGAGAAAGUGCAUGCAUUCUGUUCUGUAACAACUUCAGCUGUUCAAAUGAAACUGGGAAGACAUGCAAUUAUGGUUUUUCCGCAAUUCUCAAUCCAUAUUCAUGUCUCAACCAUGCUUUCACCAUUUCUGUUGAUGUGCUUCUUCUCUUUGUGGCCUUGCUCAUCAUUGUUUGUAAAUUGACCUCAAGAAAGAUCAAUACAAAUUCUCAGUCACAAAGCAUCUCUUUAGUCUCAAUCCUCUCAGCAAUUUAUAAUGGAAUCUUGAGUGUUACCUAUUUGGCCUUGGGGUUAUGGACCAUUUUCCAGAAACUCGACAUGGAUGGUACAGUUUUCCCCAUGGAUGGAUGGCUGGUGCUGCUGUUUCAAGGAUUUUCAUGGCUGGUUUUAGCUGUAUUUGUAAGCAUGAAGCAGCUAAAUUAUCUGAUAGCUGUGAAAUCUUGUUCGACAUUUGCCUUCUUGUAUGCAGUCUUCCUCUGCAUUUCAUCCCUACUUGAGGCGAUUGCGGACAAUACAGCGUCAUUGAAGAUCAUUUUGGAUGUUUCGUCUUUUCCCGGAUCGAUUUUAUUUCUGUCAUGCGCCUUUAGAGGAUACGGUUCGAACGAUACUGAUCAAAUCGGUGAUUUAGAUGCUUCCUAUGCACCUUUGCAGGGUGAGGAACAUGAUGAAACCAGUUUCAGCCAUAACAUCACUCCUUUUGCCAAUGCUGGCGUUUUAAGUAAGAUGUUCUUUUGGUGGUUGAAUCCUCUACUGCAUGAGGGUAAGGAGAAAAUUCUAGAGAACAAAGAUAUUCCGGCUAUGCAGCCGGCAUGUCGUGCAACAGCAUGCUACUUGAAGUAUAACGACCAACUGAGCAAACAGAAACGAAGGAAAUCAAGUGUUUCAACUUCUACUGUGUGGAUAAUUGUAUAUUCUCACUGGAAAGCUAUGUUAACUUCUGGGAUCUUUGCAUUGAUCAAGGUUCUCACACUCUCUACAGGUCCACUGUUUCUUAGGGCUUUUAUUGCAACUGUUCAAGGUAAAGAAGCUUUUAAGUAUGCAUAUGUACUUACUCUUGGCCUGCUCAUAGCAAAAUGCUUGGAGUCCUUAUCUGAGAGGCAAUGGUUCUUUAUAACAAGAAUGGUUGGCCUUCAACUUAGGUCUAUGCUAUCUGCUGCAAUAUAUCGAAAGCAACUGCAGCUAUCAAAUGCUGCUACAAUGACUCAUUCUCCUGGUGAGAUAGUGAGUUAUGUCACGGUUGACGCCUAUAGAAUCGGCGAGUUUCCUUAUUGGUUUCAUCAGAUAUGGGCGACGAUCCUUCAGUUUUGUCUAGCGUUAUUCAUCGUAUACUCUUCCGUGGAACUGGAAACUUUUGCUGCGUUAGCUGCAAUAAUAUCGAUCGUGGUUUCAAGUUAUCCACUAACCAAAUCACAGCUCAAGUAUUACAAGAAAAUCAUGUCGGCACAAGAUAAGAGGCUUGAAGCGAUCACGGAGGCGCUCACGAAUAUGAAGGUGUUGAAGUUACAUGCUUGGGAGACGCAUUUCAAGAACGUUAUCGAGAGUUUAAGGACGGAUGAAUUCAAAUCGAUAUUGGGGAUUCUGUCACAGAAAGGGUACCUGCUAGUUUUGUUUUGGUGUUCUCCAAUUAUAGUGCCCGCUGUUACUUUCUGGACUUGCUACUUGUUAGGGGUUUCCCUCAAUGCCGGCAAUGUCUUCACAUUUUUGGCGAGCAUUCGCAUCAUUCAGGAGCCGGUUAGGGUUAUACCCGAUAUCGUUCAAGCGUUCAUUGGGGCAAAGGUGUCACUAGAUAGGAUUGUGGGCUUCCUUGAGGCGCCAGAGUUGGGAAACAGAAAGUCGGAGCAAAACUGUUGUGAUGACAAAAAUUUUGAUAUCUCCAUUCUCAUAAAGUGUAAUGAAAUCUCUUGGGAUAUUAAUCCUUCAUCGAAACCUACCAUAAAGGACAUAGAUUUGGUGGUUAAACCAGGAGAAAAGAUUGCCAUUUGUGGAGAAGUUGGUUCAGGAAAAUCAACUCUUUUAGCCGCGGCUCUCGGAGAAGUUCCAAAAUGCAAUGGCACAGUUCAUGUACAUGGGAAGAUGGCAUAUGUUUCUCAGACAGCAUGGAUCCAGAAAGGAAGUAUCCAAGAAAACAUUCUUUUUGGCUCUGUGAUGGAUCCUGUCUGGUAUCGGGAAGUGCUCGAGACGUGUUGCUUAGUAAAAGAUCUGGAGAUACUUCCCUUUGGUGACCUUACUGAAAUAGGAGAAAGAGGAGCCAAUCUCAGCGGUGGACAAAAGCAAAGAAUUCAACUUGCUCGUGCAUUGUAUCGGAAUGCAGAUGUCUAUUUUCUGGAUGAUCCUUUCAGUGCUGUAGAUGCUCAAACCGCAACAAGUCUUUUUAAUGAAUAUGUGAUGAGAGCUUUGUCUGCUAAAACUGUCUUACUUGUGACCCAUCAAGUAGACUUCCUUCUGGCUUUUGAUUCCGUCUUGUUGAUGUUUGCUGGGGAAAUUGUAGAGGCUGGUACUUAUGAUCAGCUGCUAGCUUCAAGCCGAAAAUUCCAGGACCUUGUAAACGCUCACAAUAACACGGUUGGAUACGAAAUGGACAUUUCGAGUUCUUCUAACGGGAGAACGAUGGCAUCCAAAGAAGUGAUCGAGAAUGUACAUGUGAAGGAAGAGCCAAUAAUGGCUAAUGGAGAACAACUAAUUAAGCAAGAAGAAAGAGAAACAGGAGAUACAGGUUUCAAGCCUUACUUGCAGUAUUUGAGACACCACAAGGGCUUUCUAUAUUUCACCUUGGCAAUUUUGUUCCAUGUGGUAUUCAUAAUAGGACAGGCAAUUCAAAGCUACUGGUUAGCAUCUGAGAUCCAAAGUUCUCAAGUGAGUAAAAGGGAAUUACUCACGGUUUUCACUGUGAUUGGAUGCUCUUUAGCAAUCUUUUUGCUCCUCAGAUCAGUUUAUGUAGUUCUUCUUGGAUGUGGAGCUUCAGAAUCUAUAUUUUCAACACUGUUGAUGUCAUUUUUUAGAGCUCCAAUGUCGUUUUACGACUCAACACCUGUGGGAAGGAUACUGAGUCGGGUGUCUUCGGAUUUAAGCACCAUCGACCUCGAAAUGGCUUUCAAGUUAUCAAUCACAGUUGGAACAACCAUGAAUACAUACUUCAGCUUUUGUGUAUUGGCCGUGCUGGCCUGGCCAGUUGCAUUUGUCAUCAUUCCCAUGAUUUAUCUUACUAUACUUUUACAGAGACACUACUAUGCUUCUGCAAAGGAAUUGAUGCGAAUCAAUGGUACGACAAAGUCUUCGGUUGCCAGCCAACUCGCUGAAUCCAUUGCUGGAUCCAUGACAAUCCGAGCUUUCGGAGUGGAAGACUUGUUCUUUCUAAAGAAUAUGAACCUGAUUGAUGCCAAUGCAAGUCCAGACUUUUAUAAUUUUUCUGCAAACGAGUGGUUGAUCCAAAGGUUGGAGAUAUUGUGUGCCAUUGUUCUUUCGUUCUCGGCCCUUUCGAUGACUUUGAUUCCUCUUGGAUCAUCUGCAUCUGGAUUAAUUGGAAUGGCACUGUCAUAUGGCCUUUCGUUAAAUGUAUUCCUAGUACUUUCUGUGAAAUAUCAGGGUUUUCUAUCAAAUGACGUUGUCUCCGUGGAAAGGCUAGAACAAUACAUGCAUAUUCCUAGUGAAGCUCCCGAAGUAAUUGAAGCAAACCGGCCUCCACACAACUGGCCUUGUGUUGGCAAAGUCGAUAUUCGAAAUUUGAAGGUUCGAUAUCGGCCUAAUGCUCCGCUAGUUCUUCAUGGCAUCAGCUGCAUAUUCGAAGGAGGAAGUAAGAUUGGGAUUGUUGGCCGGACCGGUAGCGGAAAGACAACUUUUAUCAGCGCUUUCUUCCGCCUGGUAGAGCCCGAGGAUGGAGAAAUCGUCAUUGAUAACGUUAACAUCUGUGAAAUCGGGCUACAUGAUUUGAGAUCACAUUUGGGGAUCAUCCCUCAAGAUCCAACUCUUUUUGGUGGAUCUGUUAGAUACAAUAUAGACCCUUUAGAGCAGCAUAGUGAUAGUGAAAUAUGGGAGGUUCUUGAAAAGUGUCAACUCCGAGAGGCGGUACAAGCGAAAGAAGGCGGCCUGAACUCAAUUGUUGUACAAGAUGGAUCAAACUGGAGCACAGGGCAACGUCAAUUAUUCUGCCUCGGACGAGCAUUGCUGAAGAGAAGCAGGAUCCUAGUGCUUGAUGAAGCAACCGCAUCGAUCGACAAUGCAACCGACUCAAUCAUCCAGAAAACAAUAAGAACAGAAUUCGAUGACUGCACCGUGAUAACCGUAGCUCACCGAAUACCAACUGUGAUGGACUGCGAUAUGGUGCUUGGCCUUAGUGAUGGGAAAUUGGUGGAGUUCGAUGAGCCGAUGAAGCUGAUGAAUAAGGAGGGAUCGUUGUUCGGACAGUUGGUCCAAGAAUACUGGUCUCGUUCCUCCUCAUAAUAUAUUUCACCAACUUAUGUA
This is a messenger RNA of Hibiscus syriacus, 4607 nucleotides long. RefSeq names its product ABC transporter C family member 10-like. Gene Ontology annotation, biological process: transmembrane transport. Lineage: Eukaryota; Viridiplantae; Streptophyta; Magnoliopsida; Malvales; Malvaceae. Gene Ontology annotation, molecular function: ABC-type transporter activity; ATP binding; ATP hydrolysis activity. Gene Ontology annotation, cellular component: vacuolar membrane; plant-type vacuole. The record is from RefSeq and is a predicted model, not a curated record.